AUGGGUAAAACACAACCAAACCUCUUCGCAUUUCGCAACGUUGACGCUCUCGCCCCGGCGUUGCGUUCGUAUGUCAUCCAGAGCCAAGCUGCCGGUAUCGCCCGGCACGGCGCUUUCAAAGUGGGUGUAUCUGGUGGUUCGCUCCCCAGGACGCUCGCCCAAGCCCUCCUGGCCCCCUCUUCGGGCCCCAACGAUGUCGUCGAUUUCAAGCGCUGGGAAAUUUUCUUUGCGGAUGAGCGCGCUGUGCCCCUCGACCACGAAGACUCCAACUACGCCCUCCUCAAGAAGGAACUUCUGGAUAAGAUCCCCGAGGACCAGAAGCCCACCGUGCACCCCAUCGACACAGAACACUUGAACGACUUGCAAGAGCUUGCCGACCAGUACGAGAAGACACUCGUUGCCAGCUUUGCCAGCCGCGACUCGGUCCGUCUGCCUAUCUUCGACCUCCUCCUCCUCGGCUGCGGUCCCGACGGACACACUUGCUCUCUUUUCCCUGGCCAUGAACUGCUCCGUGAAGUCGACGCCUGGGUUGCCCCCAUUGAAGACUCCCCCAAGCCUCCCCCCAAGCGCAUCACCCUCACUCUUCCAGUCGUCAACCACUCCGUUCGUGUCGCGUUCGUCGCUACUGGCGGCGGCAAGAAGGAGAUCAUGAAGCAGAUCUUCGAUACCGACCGUGGUCUGCCUUGCACUCUUGUCAAUGAGGGCACUGGCGAGCGCUGCAGUUGGUUCGUCGACGAGCCUGCUGUCGAGGGCGUCAGCUUUCCGCGAAGGGCUUUCCUAUGA
Fusarium tjaetaba is the source of this 783-nucleotide messenger RNA. Its product is annotated as 6-phosphogluconolactonase. The coding region runs from base 1 to 783 and encodes 260 amino acids. Lineage: Eukaryota; Fungi; Ascomycota; Sordariomycetes; Hypocreales; Nectriaceae. The transcript has a single exon. Gene Ontology annotation, biological process: carbohydrate metabolic process; pentose-phosphate shunt. Gene Ontology annotation, molecular function: 6-phosphogluconolactonase activity. The record is from RefSeq and is a predicted model, not a curated record.